AUGGCUAGCCCUAAUGUUCUUACCUUUGAUGCUGAGGAGCGUGCAGUUGACUUUGACGUGUGGGUUGACGACCUGCAGCUCUUUCUUUAUACGGUUCGCUCGCAGUGGACCACUCGUGAUGCUGUUGCUUGCCUUGCUGUUCGUAGUCACCUGCCGUCUGCUGAGCGCGCGCACUUUGGCCAUUACAAGACUACAAAGUCUUUGUAUGACGCUGUCGUAGCGCGCUACUCCUCCCCUGCCACUGCUGCCCUCAGCCGCCUCAUGCUGCGGUACCUGUUCCCUGACCUUGCCGCCUUUGCCACAGUCGCUGACCUCAUUACUCACCUCCGCACUAGUGACGCCCCCUACCGCGCUGCGCUUCCCACUGAGUUCUUCAGGGACCACUUUCUCUCCCUUUGCCCCACCGAGCUCACCGUCGACCUGCUAGAGGAGCGCCUCACUGCAGCUGAGAAGAGUAUCGUUGCUGUAGGUGCUUCUCGCGGCGACCGUAGCGCCCCUUUCUUUGAGGGGUGUUCCCCUGUCCCCCUUCUCCCCUCUGUUGCUUCUGCUGCUGCUGUCGACCUCGUUGGCACUGGGGAGGUCGGGGCUGCGUCUGAUCCUAGUGGGAGGCACCGCAACAGCAAGGGCAAGGGGGGAAAGGGUGGUGGAGGGGACGGUGGGGGCGGCGGUGGAGGCGGUGGAGGAGGCGAAGGGGGUGGCGGUGGAGGUGGGGGUGGUGGCGGGAGUGGGGGCUUCGGUGGCGGAGGUGGGGGUGGUGGAGGCAGCGGCAGCGGCAAUGGAGGCAGCGGCAGCGGUGGUGGAGGUGGCGGCGGCGGUGGUGCUGGUCGAGGUGGAGCCGCACAGCGUGGAGGCUUUGGUGGUAGCCAGCGCCAGCAGCAGCCGCGUUCCCGUGAGACCCCGUCGACCCAGCAGCUUUGUGAGUGGUACGCUGGGCGUGGGAGGUCUGGGGGUGUUGGUCCCCGCACUUACGUUCUUCGCAUCGGCGGGCACCGUAGGGAGACGUGCGGGCUGCCACACACUACGCAGCGCUGCUUCGGUCGCCUGACUGACGCCUGGCGCGCCCAGUUUCCUGACGCUGUUGAGCUCCCUCGCUGGGGUGAUCUGCUUAAGCAGAAUGUUGCUAUCUUUGAUCUUGAUUUCGAUACUAUCCUUGCUGCCAUGUAUGCUGUGACUGAUAGUGCUGAGGAUGACUGUUACCUUUGUGCUCCGCCCGACCCGGGCAUUGAGGCUGCUGCUCUAGGUGCUAGUGAGUCUGCUGCUCCAGGUACUCGUGAGUCUGCUGCUCCAGGUACUAGUGAGUCUGCUGCUCCAGGUGCUGGUGAGUCUGCUCUCUCUGGUACUGCACCUACCGAGGCCUUGCACACUUUCGCACUUGACUCUGGUGCUCCGCGCUCCUUCUUUCGCGACAGCACCACACUCACGCCACCCAGUCGGCCUGUCGCAGUCUCCCUGGCUGACCCCUCUAGGGGCCCAGUCCUUGCGCACUCUUCCACGGUUCUACCGUAG
Closterium sp. Naga37s-1 is the source of this 1506-nucleotide messenger RNA. Lineage: Eukaryota; Viridiplantae; Streptophyta; Zygnematophyceae; Desmidiales; Closteriaceae. The record is from the annotation of a GenBank genome assembly.